GAAUAUAAAAUUAUGGCUGAAGGUUAUUUUGAAGCUGCAAGAAUAAUUGCAAUCCCAUUCUCGAGAUUUAUACCAAUAAUAUCUGAUGUAGUUUCUGUCAUUGAAGAAUUAACAACUUUAUGUCAGUCUGCUGAACAUAAUAAGCGUAUUGGUCUCGCAUUGGUUGAUAGAGUUGCUGCUGUAGAAACUGCAAUUCGUCAAAUCAAAUCUCAUAAAGAUGAUAAUAGAGAAUUUUUUAAUCAACAAAAUUUCGUUGCCAUGCAAAGACUAUUAAAUAAUAUACAAAAAAUGAGAAAAUUUGUUAUUGAAGUAACUCAAUUAAAAUGGUUAUCUAAAUAUAUUCAGGCAAAAUCUAUUAAAACUACAUUUGAUGAAUUAACAGAAGAAUUUGAUAGCCUUGUGAAUGUAUUAAAUUUUACUAUUUCUGUUGACACGAAAAUUCGUGCUGAAAAAGAAAGUAAAAUGUUACAGAAUGAAAUUAAAGAUCUUACUGAGUAUCUUGAAGAAAUUGGUGGAGGUAUUACUGAUAUAAAUAAUAAUGUAAGUGAAGCGGUAACUCAAAUAAAUGCCGUCAACGGAAUGAUGGAAAAACUUACCGAAAAACAAGAAAUGAUUGAUAGUAUUUUUCAAGAUAAACCACUUAAACUCGUAGAGUUUAAGGAAACAAAAGAACAAACUCGUGGGAAGAAAGUUAAAAAAUAUAUUCGUUUAAUGGAUAGCGAAGAAGUCUCUUUUAAACUA
This is a messenger RNA of Scutellospora calospora, 741 nucleotides long. NCBI's taxonomy places the organism in Eukaryota, Fungi, Glomeromycota, Glomeromycetes, Diversisporales, Gigasporaceae. The record is from the annotation of a GenBank genome assembly.